Messenger RNA from Podarcis raffonei (Aeolian wall lizard), 1058 nucleotides. Its product is annotated as T-cell surface glycoprotein CD3 gamma chain-like. Gene Ontology annotation, cellular component: alpha-beta T cell receptor complex; membrane; external side of plasma membrane. Gene Ontology annotation, molecular function: transmembrane signaling receptor activity. NCBI's taxonomy places the organism in Eukaryota, Metazoa, Chordata, Lepidosauria, Squamata, Lacertidae. Bases 187 to 699 code for a protein of 170 amino acids. Gene Ontology annotation, biological process: positive thymic T cell selection; cell surface receptor signaling pathway. The record is from RefSeq and is a predicted model, not a curated record. The transcript is spliced from 5 exons.
AGGCCUCCCACCCACAGGUUUCCUGUUCCUGGCUGACGACAGAGAUGUUUUCUUCUACUUUCAUAUCCAGCUCAGCACAGCACUGAGCAAAGGGCACUUCUUUGUGGGUGUCUUUUUGCAAAGUGAGCAAUUUCAUUUCAAGGGAAAGAAUAAGCAGGUUAUCAGCACACACUCUGAAGAAGGGUCAUGGGACGCAGCCAGCAUCUCUUGUGUGCAACCUUCCUCUUUGGAUUGCUCUUCUCCAAAGGUAUUGCUGAGGAAUCCAUCACAGUGAAGCAGCAAAAGAAUGACAUUGUCCUCUACUGUGAAGCGGAGGAUAAAAACCUCCCAAUAAGCUGGAAUAAAGAUGGGAAUGCGUUAAACCAUGGAAACUCUAGUCUGUCUUUGGGUGCCAUCCUGGAUGACCCGAGAGGUGUCUUCGAGUGCAAUAGUGCACGUCUUCAGGUGUUCGUCCGAAUGUGCCAGAAUUGUAUUCGUCUGGACGUUGCCGCGAUCAUGGGGAUUCUGCUGGCCAGCAUCGUGGCUACGUUUUUCCUGGCUGUUGGCGUAUACUGCAUUGCUGCGGGGGAGCCGGGCCGACGAUCUCAGGCUUCUGACAAGCAGACCCUAUUAGCCAAUGAGCAGCUCUACCAGCCUCUCGGAGAACGCAACAAUGGGCAGUACAGCCACAUCGGAGUGGCCAAGACCCGCCACCGGUGAGAAGGGGACAAAGCGUUCUUCCUCUGAUGUGGCAGCGAAGAGUGAAUUGCUGAUGGCUCCUCCUUUGGCCAUGGGGAGCUCAAAAGGGAAGGUUGCUUCAAGCUAUAGUUAACGGUGUAGAAAUAGUUUGACUCUUGCUGUGCUUUCAUUUCAAAAUGUAACCCCUGUUCCUACUAUUGAGCUGGCCUCCGUUUGUUCUUCCUUUCCCCCAACUUUCCCCUCUGAUUUGAAGGGGCUCCAAUAACUAAGAAAGCCAAAAGGGCUUUUGUUGUUUCUGCAGCGAUCCACUUUGAACAUGGUCUGUUCGCUCUGAGCUGUUUUAUAGCAAGCAAUGCAUCAAUAGAAUGAAAUCAAUAAUA